This is a messenger RNA of Triticum aestivum (bread wheat), 5418 nucleotides long. RefSeq lists its product as uncharacterized. NCBI's taxonomy places the organism in Eukaryota, Viridiplantae, Streptophyta, Magnoliopsida, Poales, Poaceae. The transcript is spliced from 15 exons. The coding region runs from base 1317 to 5084 and encodes 1255 amino acids. The record is from RefSeq and is a predicted model, not a curated record.
CAGCUGCCUGAGCUUGCGGGAGGGAUUUCCUUGUGCGACGCGUGGUCUGACAUGUGGGCCCACCCCGGGGGUUGAUCCGCCACAAGGGUUUGGCCGCGGGAUCCGGCAGGGGUCGGGGCGUCUAGGAUGAUGGUGGUGGUGGUGAUGGUGGCAGGGCUGUGGAGAGGUUCACGAGAGAUGGUAUGUGCUGGAUUUAACUGGAAUUGCUGGGAUCUCUGCUGAGAUCCGGGCGGUGAGUGGCGGUUGGUUGAGCCGGCUGGAUCAAUAGAGGCGGGCUAGAGUGCUGUAGUGGCAAGCUUCGUUAGCUUUGAAUUGGUGAGUUCUUGAUUGUAGCUAGCACGAGACUUGCGGGGUUUGGCAACAGAGAAUGGCCGAGUUUGCUGGACAUUUGGAAAAGAAUUGAGAGUAGUUCUCAGUGCUUCAUUUGGCGCUUCGGCAACUUCUACAUUUUGGUCAUUGAUGGACGUUGCAUGGAGCCAUGUAUCAUGGUUUAUUUGAUUUGUUAGCUAGCUCCAAGAACUUUGGGUAAAUGUCGCUAUGUCGUCCUUCUCCUUGUAGAUGGUGCAUUUCUGUUGGUGACGCUGAUUGUCAAGUGGCCUUCGGUUUGUACUAGAGCUCAUCCUUAGGAGCUGCUAGUAUCUCUGUCGAGCUUUGCUCUGUGCAUUACAUUGUCACUAUGGCAUGAUUAACCAGAUUUGGGAUUUGACAACUAACUAGAAGUACAAUCUGAUGGAAAACAAACAAAUUUUGUGUCUCAUAGUUUACCCCAAGACUCAUGGAAGGAGUAGAGCUGGUUGCAUUUAUUAAUAGUAUUGUUGCAUUAAUGGGAUGCGUCGCAUAUAAUUUGACAAGUUGUUUAUUUAUAAUUUAUGUACGAUUAGCGUAUCACACUGCAGUUGGCCUGUUUUGCGGACUAUGUUUUAUCGGUCAAUAUUAAUAAGCAAAAAGCUUCUGUAUACGGAAAGAGGUUUGUGUUUGUAAAAAUCUGGAGUAGAACAGGAUGUCACACGCGGAAAUAUUUAUGUAAAAUAUUAAGUGGUGGCACAAUCCAUUAAGGUUGUGUGUUUUCUUUGGUCAAAGCUAUCUUUUUUGCUCCUUACUUUGGACCUGGAGCGUACCAUGUUACUUGAUGUGAAAGACUGGUUCCAUGAUUUAUUUAUUACUCACGAUCUUCUAUAUUGACAGGUUUUUCUGUGAUUUGAGAUCUCUUACUGCUUCUUGGGCAUUUGAGCUCAAUGGUUGCAAGAUUAGUCUUUUGCAACUUUUUGUACUCAUGUUGAACUUUUUAGCGGCGUAAACUUGCCAGAACCAGGUUAAUGGCAUCUGGUACAAAGUCAGACUUGUUGUCUGGCAGCCCUGAUGGGCAUGGAUACUUCAAUGGAUCACGCGGGUCAUAUUCGUCUGCUUCAUUGGAAAGGUCAGGAAGCUUUCGUGAAGGUGGUGAUAGUUAUGCGACGUUCCCAGUAUCAAGCUCAACAAGAUCACCAGCAACUAAGAGCAGCGACUCUGCUACCUUGCUUCAAUCCCUUGCCAUGGAACUAAGAGCAGCAACUUUGGAUCAGAAAGCAUCUCGAUUAGAUGUAAAAAAAUCAAUAAGUUCCAUAUUUGGAACUUCCCCAGAAGAAUCAACAUCAACUCCAUGUACAGGAAGGAACUUUCCUAAUUCUGUUGAAGAGAUCAGACGUUUGAGGCAUAACCUUAAUGAGAUGUCAAACAAAGCUAGUUUAAGAGCUAGAGCUUUUGGUGCUGCUGUAGCGAAGAUUGAUAAAUGUUGUCCUAACAUUACACGAAAACGUUCCCGCGGAGACAGUUCAUCAAAUGAACGAUCUACCGCAUCUUUGUGUGGAGGAGCUAUGUCCAGGAUUGGCCCGCACGGCCAUCUAAAUGCAGAUGAUGCAGAACUUGGGCCUCAAAGAGAAGAGAGGACAAAGAAUGCAGUACAAAAUAGGAGAUUGCGUACAUCCAUGACGGAGAUGGACUCAAGGACCGCGAGUAUCUCAAGGGGAUUGGCACCCGUUGAUAGAAGCUCAGAUCCUGGGAAAGUUACAAAUGGUGGUCCAGCAGUUCCUGAAGAAAAAACGAGAGGCUUGACAACUAGUAUUGAUGGUUGGGAGAAGCCAAAGAUGAAGAAAAAGCGUUCUGCCAUCAAGGCAGAUGUUUCAUCUGUUAGUACUUCACGAACCAUGGAUGUAGACUGGGAGCAGAAACAAGGCAUGCAACACAAGUUUAGCAGUGAUGCCAGGGCAAGAAUGGGAAAUUCCCCUAGUUUCAGGUCUGGAGCUGUUGCAUCUGUCUCUGGCACUGGUAAAGCAGACUUGCUUUCUGCACAAAAUGGUCUUGUUGGGCGAUCCCUGAAUAGGAAUGACCAAGACAGUGGUUUCCAUCCUACUAACAAAAGGGAUCGACAACUUGUUUUAGACAAGGAAAUGUCCAAUCCCAAAGCUAUUAACAAAUUCAAUGAAGAUGACACUAGUUCUAAUAUCACAGCAGUAUCAAAGGCAAACGGGUCUGCUAGGGGACCCCGAUCAAACUCUGGUUCAUUAUUGAAGUCAUCUCCAAACAGGCAUCGACUACAAGCUAAUCCUGAUGACUGGGAACAUCCUUCUGCCACAAAUAAGUUGAAUUCUGCUAGUGGAUCUGGCAAUUCUAAACGUACAAAGUCUGCACAUUCACUAUCCCCUCCCACCCAGUGGGGUGGGCAGAGGCCUCAGAAGAUUUCCCGUUCAGCAAGGAAGUCAAAUCUCCCCAUCAUCACAAGCACUGAUGGGACAUUAGUAUCUGGUUCGCUUGAAAGUCCAUCUAUCAGUGAACAAUCUGCUGGGUUACCCAGGCGUGCAUCUAUAAAUGGUUCACAACAAGCCAAACGGGGAGAUCAUGGGCACUCAACUGGACCUGAAGGAGGCGAGUUUGGAUUUGCUGAGAAAAAGUUGAGGGACAAAAGCAAAAGGGCUGGUGAACUGGAUGAUGGCCACUGUGGUUUUCAAAAGACUGCAAUGCUUGGGCAUCCUUCCAAAAAGAAUAAGUUUUCUGCUGAUGAAGAUAUUGGUGAUGCUUCACGAAGACAAGGAAGGAUUGGUCGUGGUUUUACUCCAACCAGGCCCAGUACCCCUUCAUCACUUGACAAGCUUGAAAAUGCUCCGAUUACAAAACAAAGAAGUGUAAGGACAGUCUCGGAGAGAAAUGAAAGUAAAUCUGGAAGACCACUGAUAAAGAAGAUAUCAGAGCGUAAAGGCAAUGCACGCCCUAGGCAUACAAUUAGCAAUCUGCAGUUGGACUCUCCUGUGCAAUCAGAAGAUGAUCAUGAGGAACUGCUUGCUUCAGCAAAUUCUGCUCUAAGGUCUGCUUAUGGAAGUGCAUUUUGGCGGCAGGUGGAUCCUUUCUUUGGUUUUGUGACCACGGAAGACAUAGCGUACCUAAGUGAACAGAUACAUUUGCUAGAUGACUCUGCUGCGAGCAGGUCAGUUGAAGGAGACGAAAGUCGGAAAUACAAGGGUAGCCUUGAAUACAUUUCAGAGCCAUCAACUCCGGCUGGUAGCAACAAAGAUGACCAUAGUGCUCUUCCAAAUGGGUAUGCCCUGAAUGGGAUGGUGAAUGAUUCAGGCGCCUGGGGGACAAGCUGCAUUGAACCUAUCCUGGAUCAACUUGUCCAAGGAAUUGAUGUGCGAGAAGUUGGUUCGGUUGGCCAAAGACUUAUUCAAGCUUGGAUAGAUGAAGAUAAGGUUGAUGAUAUUGCCAACGACGUUUACAGAAGCGAAGGAUAUCCAUUCGAUACACAUGAAAUACAUUUUGAUGAAGGAGGAUGGAAAUCUCAUUCAGAAGGUUAUAAGUUGGAGCCUUUGCUGAAUUUUGAAGCUGCAGGGAAUUGCCCUAAUGGUUUCAUGUCGGGAUCUGAUUGGAAAUACAAUGAUGAACCGUCACACAAGAACAGUAAUGUCAUGGAGAAGGCCAAGGUGUGGCCCGAGUUUCAGUACAGUGAAAUGUGCUUCAGUGAUAGGAUUAUCAUCGAGCUAAGUGAAGUGGGUGUAUCUAUUGAACCCGUGCCCGAUCUUGCACAGAGUGAAGACGAGGAUGUCAAUGCUGAAAUCUGUAGAUUAGAAGGCCAACUUCAUAAGGAGGUUCUCGAGAAGGAAAAGUUACUAGCGAAGUUGGACAGAAUGGUUAGAACUGCGAAGGAGUCUCAGCAGAGGGAAUUUUCGCGGCGCGCCAUGGAGAGACUUGUGCUGAUUGCUUACGAGAAAUACAUGGCUUUCUGUGGCUCAAAUAAUUCAAGCAGCAAAAGUGUUAAUAGAGCUAGCAAACAUGCUGCCCUCAGUUUUGUUAAACGCACGAUGGCACGUUGCCAAAUCUACGAAGAGGCAGGAACAAGCUGCUUUGAUGAAGCCCCUUUCAAGGAUAUGUUUAUAUCAGCAACUUCACACAGAAGGGACCCAGAUUCUGCUUCACAAGAAAAUAAUACACUACCAAAAUCGGUCCAAAGGUCUAGUGCAUCAGACGCUUCUCGAGCGAGCAGUCACAUGUCGGAUCUGUCAUUUGCCAAGGAGGAUCCCUGGACAAAUAAUGUAAAACAAAGGGAAUUGUUGCUUGAUGAGGUUGUAGGCAGCAUAACUGGAGGAACCCUGAAGACCUCGGGCCUGGGGGCUUCCCUUGUUAGCAAUACAAAAGGAAAGAGAAGUGAGAGAGAUAGGGAAGGUAAAGGGCACAGAUCAGGGCGCCCACCAUCGUCCAAUGCAAAAGGGGAACGGAAGAAUAAAACAAAGCCCAAACAGAGGACAGCCAACAUAUCUGCUCCUGUGGGCAGUGCUCCUCCCCGGGAUCCGGAUCCACAGCCGCAGACAAUAGUAACUCCUUCAGACAACAAGAGCAAGGACAGUAGCACCUUUGCUGCCACUAGACGUGAUGAACCGGCAAAUCCCACACAUGAUGCUGAAAUACCAGACUUAUCUAACCUUGAGCUACCAGGAAUCGAUGGCGAUUUUGGCGGCUGGUUAAAUAAUAUAGACGACGACGAUGGGUUCCAGGAUCUCGACUUGAUGGGCCUCGAGAUCCCAAUGGACGACAUCAACGAGAUUAAUAUGAUGAUAUAGGCCCACAUAGAAAGCUUCAUAUAGUGCACAGGUAACAGGUGGUUCUCUCAAGAUAACCACCAACCCCAGCAGGUUUAACACCAGGCCGGAUAGUCCCCAGGUAGCCUUUUCUUGUUCUUUUUUGAUAAAAGCUUGUAGAGACCUCACACCCCUCCCCCUUUUUAUCAUCGGCGUGCAGCUCGCCUCCCUACCUUGUACAACACGUUACUCUGUACUGUACAUAUCUAUUUUGGUGCUGUACAAGGCAGGGAGGCCAGUUGCUUGAUUGUACUCGAAAGGCUGUACAUAUGGUAUCCCCUUGUGCUAAAAUAAAGCGGCGUCGGUUAUAGCUUUA